UUAACCUCGCCCCUCGCGUCUCGUCUCCGCCCCCACCCACGCGCUGACGGCGAGCAGCCGCCGAUCUCCGGCGGCUACCCCCUCGCCGCCGCCCGCGAUGGAGAAGCGGCUAGCGUACGUGGCCUUGCUCCCCGUGCUCCUCCUCACGCUCCGCAUCCUGCCCCUGCCCUCCGGCUCCCCCAACGGCAGCGGCGGCGCGGGCGGCGAGGGGAAAACCCUGCCCCCGCCGGCUUCCAGGUACGUGGUGCGGUUCCUGGAGUACCGGCGCGCGGAGGAGCACCGGGAGUACCUGGAUGGAGAGCUCCGGGGCGCCGCGCUCGCGGCGUCGUGGCGCUGGGUGGAGCGGCGGAACCCCGCGGCCGCGUUCCCCACCGACUUCGCGGUGCUCGAGAUCCGCGACGCGCACCGCGAGGCCGUCGUGGCGGCGGUCCGGGCGCUCGGACGCGUGCGGGACGUGCACGCCGAUGCCACCUACUCGCGGUCCGUCCUGUCCGCGGCAGAUCGGCCGCCGCCGGGGCGGGGGAAGCUCUUCACCGCCAUGUCGUUCGAGGGGGAAGAGGAGGGAAGAGAGACGGCAAAUUCGUCUUCUGUUACUUGGGGACGGAGGCUUUUGCUUCAGAGAUCACAAGUUACUUCUCUUUUUGGAGCUGAAAGAUUAUGGGGAAAGGGCUUCACUGGCAAGAAAGUCAAAAUGGCCAUUUUUGACACUGGUAUUCGGGCUGACCAUCCCCACUUUCGCAAUAUUAAGGAGCGCACAAAUUGGACAAAUGAAGACACAUUAAAUGAUAACCUUGGGCAUGGAACAUUUGUAGCAGGAGUUAUUGCUGGCCAAGAUGCAGAAUGCCCUGGAUUCGCACCUGAUACUGAAAUAUAUGCCUUUCGAGUGUUCACAGAUGCUCAGAUAUCCUACACAUCAUGGUUCUUGGAUGCAUUUAACUACGCAAUAACGAUUGGUAUGGAUGUUUUGAACUUGAGCAUUGGUGGACCUGAUUACCUGGAUCUCCCCUUUGUUGAGAAGGUUUGGGAGCUCACAGCAAACAACAUUAUUAUGGUAUCAGCUAUUGGAAAUGAUGGGCCUCUUUAUGGCACAUUAAAUAACCCAGCUGAUCAAAGCGAUGUCAUUGGCGUUGGCGGUAUUGAUUACAAUAACCAUAUAGCUUCAUUUUCCUCUCGAGGCAUGACUACCUGGGAGCUUCCUCAUGGUUAUGGUCGUGUGAAACCUGAUGUUGUUGCAUAUAGUCGAGAUAUAAUUGGUUCGAAGAUCAGUACAGGCUGUAAGACCCUUUCAGGCACCAGUGUAGCAAGCCCGGUGGUCGCUGGUGUAGUUUGCUUGCUUUUUAGUGUUAUACCCGAAGACAAGCGGAAAUCAGUCCUUAACCCUGCUGCUAUGAAACAGGCCCUUGUUGAGGGCGCUUCUAAGCUUCCAGGGCCAAACAUGUAUGAGCAAGGUGCUGGCAAGCUUGAUCUUUGGCAGUCAUAUGAAAUCUUGAAAAAUUACCAACCACGUGCAAGCAUAUUUCCUACAACGCUUGACUUCACCGACUGUCCAUAUUUCUGGCCUUUUUGUCGCCAACCCAUGUAUGCUGGAGCUAUGCCGGUAAUCUUCAAUGCUACAAUUCUGAAUGGGAUGGGUGUGAUUGGUUAUGUAAAGGAUCAACCUUUAUGGCAACCUUCUGAAGAUAUUGGCAAUCUUCUUAGUGUUCACUUCACCUACUCAGAUGUUAUCUGGCCUUGGACUGGGUAUCUUGCUCUACAUUUGCAAGUUAAAGAUGAGGGUUCUCAGUUUUCAGGCAUAAUUAAUGGCAAUGUUACUCUGACUAUUUAUACCCCGGCAGCUCAUGGAGAAAGCAGCCCACGGACUAGUACAUGUGUUCUUUACUUGAAGAUCAAGGUAGUUCCAACACCUGUUAGGUCAAAAAGAAUAUUGUGGGACCAAUAUCAUAAUAUCAAAUACCCAUCAGGAUACGUUCCAAGGGAUUCCCUUAAUGUUCAUAAUGAUAUCCUUGACUGGCAUGGUGAUCACUUGCACACGAACUUUCACAUUCUGUUCAACAUGCUAAGGGAUGCAGGGUACUAUAUUGAGACACUUGGAUCACCACUUACUUGCUUUGAUGCUAGCAAUUAUGGGACAUUGCUUAUGGUUGAUCUUGAGGAUGAAUACUUUGAUGAAGAGAUUCAGAAACUUAGGGAUGAUGUUAUACACAAGGGACUUGGUAUUGCUCUUUUUGCUGAGUGGUACCAUGUUGAUACAAUGGUUAAGAUGACAUUCUUUGAUGAGAAUACCCGCAGUUGGUGGACUCCAAUUACUGGGGGUGCAAAUAUACCUGCACUCAAUGAACUUCUGGCACCAUUUGGCAUUGCUUUGGGGGACAAAAUACUUACUGGUGACUUCUCGAUCAAUGGUGAGCAGACCCACUAUGCUUCUGGAACUGAUAUAGUGCAAUUUCCAGCGGGUGGUUUCUUGCAUAGCUUCCAGCUCCAGGAAAACUCCAAGUCUGCGCAGGAUCACAUAGGAACAAUAGAUCCAGAAAACUCCCAGGAAAAAAACAAGCUGUCCUCAAUUCUUGGAAUGAUGGAAGCAGGAGAAGGGAGGAUUGCAGUCUAUGGUGAUUCAAAUUGUCUUGACAGUAGUCACAUGGUAACAAACUGCUAUUGGCUUUUGAGAAAAAUAUUGGAGUUCACUGGCGAUAGAGUGAAGGAUCCUGUCCUUUUCUCAAAGGCAGCGCAGUUAAAGUUUCCAGUUUUUGAGAAUAUCCAUCAGCCAUCACGUAGAUCAGAUGUAAACUUUUCAACAUACUCGACAGUCAUUGGCAAGGAAUUGAUCUGUCACCAAGAUUCCCGGUUCGAGGUUCGGGGUACAAAAGGUUAUGGUGUCCAACCAACAGGCACAACAAGAAAGCUCCCAGAAUACCAGAUGGAUGAAAGUUCGAGUUCUCCCAAUGUAACAAUACAAAUUCCUGACAGUAGACAAGAUAAAGUCGAAAGACUUCAAAUAAAUCUUUCAACACCAGAUGCUGCUAAAUUUGAUGAUAAAAGAGAUUAUUUUGGCUUUAUUGGUCACGAAGAGGUUGACAUAGGAAUGUUAAUGGCAAGCCAAUGGAUGGUACCUUGCUUAGCUGCCACAGCUUGCCUUAUGUUGUAUCUUAGUUGUAGAGUGCAACAAAAACGCCGCCGACGAAGAAAAGGGUCGGUGGCUAGUCGGCUAACAAGUAUGGUGUAAUGUGACAUUCUUGAGGGGAAGAAUAGGGGUUUUAGCAGCUAUGUUACAGGCCUCGAGCCAUGAUGGGAAAACAGGAAGUGCUCCAACUUCAGCUUGCAAACGCACAUCAAGACACAUUUUGACUCAUCUUCAGCUUGCAAACGGCACAUCAAGACACAUUUUGACUCAGCAACGAGAGGCUCAUCUAACUUCUGAGCUUAGGAGAGCUGAUUUGUCGCAUCAACAACCACAUGGAAGGUUGUGUGUCAGGAUUCAGGCACGUGACAUGGACAUUUAGUAGCUUGUAGUCAUUCACAAUUUUGUUCUUUGCGACACAGCUAUAGUCACAAGAAAUGGUGAGAGCUAAUUCUUUAGGUGAGAAGCUAGAGCUAAUUUUUUCCAUCACCUUGGGGUGUGGGGAUCUGAGCGUCUCUGUAGGUCCAUAAGCCCUCGGGCAAACGUAGCAUGAGCUUGCAGAUGGGCUUAUUGGCAAGUUUGUAAAGAAAAUUUUGUAUUGUUGAUAAAAAGAAGCAAUUCUGUUUGAAACAGCA
Messenger RNA from Panicum virgatum (switchgrass), 3750 nucleotides. Its product is annotated as subtilisin-like protease SBT6.1. NCBI's taxonomy places the organism in Eukaryota, Viridiplantae, Streptophyta, Magnoliopsida, Poales, Poaceae. Gene Ontology annotation, cellular component: Golgi apparatus. Gene Ontology annotation, biological process: proteolysis. The record is from RefSeq and is a predicted model, not a curated record. Bases 98 to 3220 code for a protein of 1040 amino acids. The transcript is spliced from 10 exons. Gene Ontology annotation, molecular function: serine-type endopeptidase activity.